UUUAACCCAGUGCUCCACUCAAUCUUCUGCUUUCACCAAAACAACAUCUCCAAGCUCUCAGAGAAUCAAACCCCAAGAUGGCAAGUUUCUAUGAGCAUUACGAGUUCCCAUACGAUUCCAACCAGGUUAAUCAUCUCUAUGAUCAUAACUAUUAUGAUAACAAUCAACAACAGAUGUUUGGUUCUGAUUCAAUGAGUUACAAUAGUUAUGAUACCUGGAAUGGUUCUGAGUAUGAGUAUGAGACAACCUCUGCAUCUGUUGCUUACUCUGUUUCUACCAUGUCUGAGCCGAAACACUUGUUCUAUGAUCCGAGUUACUACACAACAACAACCUACGAGUCUCCUCCUCAGUUUAGAAUCUACUGCAAUAUCCAAAACUUCAACGAGCCGGAGUUUGAAGAGUACGAUCCGACGCCGUAUGGUGGUGGCUAUGAUAUCGUUGCAACAUACGGGAAACCACUUCCUGCAUCGGAGAAAAUUUGUUACCCUUCUUUAACCGCUGGUCUAGCUACACCUCCUUCUCCUCCAGAGAUUAUCGCUCCCGUUCCUCUUGGAAUCUAUGAUGGUGGUGAAAAGAAAGAUGUUAAGAAACGUGUAACUUUCUCUGAGACAUUAGAGGAAGCUAAACCAUUGGAAACCAUUCAAGAAAAAGAACAUGAUCAUCAAGAAGAAGAGGAAGAUGAUGAUGACGAGGAAGAGGAAGAAGAAGAAGAUCACAGUUCAAGCAAUGGAACUGUGAAACCUGAAACUGUAGAUAAAGUUGAAGUGAAAGCUCUGUAUGUUCCCUCUGGUUACGGUUUAGAAGCGACAGAUCUCUGCGAGGUGAUAUUCGGAGGCUACUUUCCUUGUGUCUUACGUAACAAAAGACGCCAAGAAGAUGAGAAUCGUGCGGCUGAAGUUACUUGCUGGGAAACCACUGAUUCUGAUCCGUGGAAGACUACUUCAGAUUACCUUUUUGGUGAUUCGUAUCCGUAUGGUUAUGAGAAUGGAGUUGGAAGAAGACAGUUCGAGAUCUCUUCUUAUGGUUACUAUAGGUAUUAACCGGAGUUAUAUGAUCAUCAGAUUUGUUCAAAGUUAAGGUAAUUAAGAGCAACAUUAUUUUGAUGUUUGGUGAAGAUCAUUACAGUAUAUACAAUGAUUUUUCUUGUAUGGUUGGUCCAACGUUACUAUGGAAAGAUAUUCCAGGUUGAUCAAUAAAGAAACAUUUCUUAACUCUGUCUCUACCAUUUAAAUAUCUUAGUAUAGUUUUAUUGUAAUUUCUUAAGGUAAAUUAUAAUAAGAACUUUGUAGUUUUGAUUCUUAAGAUGAGAAGAUAUCAUAUUAAGACAUAUACAUAUAUAUACUUAAGGUUUG
Molecule: messenger RNA, 1352 nt
Organism: Eruca vesicaria subsp. sativa (arugula)
Lineage: Eukaryota; Viridiplantae; Streptophyta; Magnoliopsida; Brassicales; Brassicaceae
Source: the annotation of a GenBank genome assembly